AUGGCCCCGCACCCCUCCCCUACUGCCGUAUUUGAGAAGGCCUCGCAGGUGCUUCUCAACUACAAAGACAAAGGCAUCGGACUUUGCGAGAUCUCUCACCGCUCUCCAGAUGCCAACGAAAUCCUGGCCGACGCGAAACAGGCCCUCACUACUCUUCUGGACAUCCCUGAUGACUACGAGAUCCUGUUCCUGCAAAGCAGGGGCAGCGGUGAGUUCAGUGCGACCGUCUACAACCUGAUCGCGGGAGAGGUUGGCGAUGACAUGGCUGAAGUUUUGAAGCGCCUGAGAAAGGUGGUCGAUGAGGAGUUGAAGCUUGACUACCUCGUCACAGGCUCCUGGUCGCUAAAAGCCUCCCAAGAAGCAGCUCGUCUAGUCGGGGCGCAGCACGUUAAUGUUGCACUGGAUGCCAGAAAGGCAAACAAUGGGAAGUUUGGUAAGAUCCCACCCGAGGGCGACUGGAAUCUCACACCUCGAAAGUCGGACGGCGGUCCCGCCCUGGUUUUCUGCGACAACGAAACAGUCGACGGCGUCGAGUUUCCAAGCUUUCCCCGCAGCCUCGAGGGCGAGGAUGUUCUCUUAGUCUGUGCGGACAUGUCGUCGAAUUUUAUUUCUCGGAAGGUCGAUGUGCGAAAGUAUGCCAUUAUUUUUGGUGGGGCGCAAAAGAAUGUUGGCAACACUGGUAUUGCGAUGGCGAUACUGCGGAAGUCCCUGCUUGCGCCAGCCUCGACACCUGCAUCGCCAGAUUUACUGAGAGCGCUCAACUUGCCCGUAGGCCCCAUCGUCUUGGAACUCCUUGAAGCUAUUUCAAAUGACAAAGCAAGGCUGAUCUACGAGACGCUUGACAAAUACCCUAACGUCUAUCAAGUGGUCCCCGACAAGGCGGUCCGCAGCAGAAUGAACAUCUGCUUCAGGGUUCAUGGUGGUGAUGCGGAAAACGAGAAAUUGUUUCUUGCUGGCGCCGAAAAGAAAGGGCUGCUUGGUCUCAAGGGUCAUCGCAGCGUUGGUGGUAUUCGGGCAAGCAAUUACAAUGCGGUCUCUGCAGAAGGCGCAAAAGCGCUCGUGGCGUAUCUCGAGGACUAUGCAACAGCAGCAUGA
Molecule: messenger RNA, 1095 nt
Organism: Lindgomyces ingoldianus
Lineage: Eukaryota; Fungi; Ascomycota; Dothideomycetes; Pleosporales; Lindgomycetaceae
Product: phosphoserine aminotransferase
Exons: 5
Coding region: 1-1095 (364 amino acids)
Biological process (GO): L-serine biosynthetic process
Cellular component (GO): cytoplasm
Molecular function (GO): pyridoxal phosphate binding; O-phospho-L-serine:2-oxoglutarate transaminase activity
Source: RefSeq, a predicted model, not a curated record